Australozyma saopauloensis is the source of this 1320-nucleotide messenger RNA. RefSeq lists its product as uncharacterized. The coding region runs from base 1 to 1320 and encodes 439 amino acids. The record is from RefSeq and is a predicted model, not a curated record. The transcript has a single exon. NCBI's taxonomy places the organism in Eukaryota, Fungi, Ascomycota, Pichiomycetes, Serinales, Metschnikowiaceae. Gene Ontology annotation, cellular component: cytoplasm. Gene Ontology annotation, molecular function: protein binding; GTPase activator activity.
AUGUCCAAGAAACACAGUAAGCAGACCGAAAAACAACUCAUUGACAUUGUUAACAACCAUAACAACCUCAACAGGUGCGGUGAGUGUGGCUCUGAUUACCCGACCUGGGCCUCCUGGAACUUGGGUCUACUUUUAUGUGGAAAGUGUGCUAACUGCCAUAAGAAAGUUCUUGCGUCUGGCGGUCCUGGAGGUCAGCCCAUCUCUAGGGUGAAAUCGCUUACAUUGGAGGUCUGGACAGAAUCUCAGCUUGAUUGCUUGCGGAGUAUCGGAAACCGGGCCGCUCGGCAAAAGUGGAACCCGAAGAAGGUCCCAUUCCCGUACGACGACGGGGUGGAUGACACGCCCAUUGAAAAAUACUUGAAAGAAAAAUACAUUGAGGGCAAAUUUCGCUACGAUCCAAUUGGCCAGGAUGAGUAUGGCGACGAGUAUGGACGAACCACUCCCAGCUCCGGAAGAAGUCGAGGAAACCUGUCUGCGACCCGAAACUCUCGUAGCAGAAGCAGCUCGAAGGUGUUGCCGCGCUUGUCGCACCGCAAGUUGACCAGUUUCGAGCUGUCGCAGUAUGCAACACAAGCUCGUGAGAUCAUGUCUCUUGGGUUCCUGGACAGAGAUGCCGUUGUUGAGAGUUUGAUUCUUAGCAAGGGAGACAUUAAUGACUCGCUCGACAUUUUGAACUUCGAUUCUAAAGUCAAUCCUGCUCUGGCUGAAUGUCCUCCCGAUUUACCUCGCAGACCAGCUUCUUCUGGUGCCACAGCUUCUACUCCAUCGGUGGGUCAACUGCAACCUACUGCAACUGGUAGCAGUGGCGAGUGGUGGACAGGGCAGCAAGUUGCACAACAAACUGGUCUUCCAACGGGCGCCGGGUUCGGAAACCAGCCCCCUCAGAUCUACCAAUACACAGACCCAGUGACAGGACAAGUCUCCUAUAUUGACUCGAAUGGCCAACAAUACUUGGACCCUUCAAACCCUCAACAUCAGACUAUGAUGAUGCAGGCCACCAAUCCUCAGCUUCUUGCCCGCCAACAAACAAACCAGAAUAUCUUAUCUUUGUACAACCAACCCAGUGCAACCGAUGCUACUCAGCAGCAGCAGCAGCAGCAGCCAAUGCAGACAAUGAUGCCUCAGCAAACAAUGCAACAACAGCAAACUCAACAAAUACAACCUCAGAUGACAUUUCAGAUGGGCGCGUAUCAGCAAAAUGCUGCAAUGGGUGCCCCUGUUCAAAACUCAUAUUUCACUGGGCAGGGAGCAUAUGCUUCAAAUCCAGGAUACGGGCAGCCCACGCAACAGUAUGGAGCUUCACAACAGUAUUGGAGGUGA